CUUUCAUUCGCUCCUCUGGAAAAAAAAAAAAAAAAAAAACCUCAAUCUUACCUUCUCUGUCUGGUUUCUUGCAGAGCGAUUUCUAGGGUUUUCAGUGGGAGGUGGGGGGGUUUUUCACCUCUGAAUUUCAUGAAUUCGUCUUCCAUGGUGGAUGGAGUUUUGACCCUAAUCGCAUUUGAUAAUUCAGCUCAAUCCUUGCACCUUCUGACCUAAUGACUUUUGACAGUAGUGAAUGGCUCGAUUUCACUUCCGCUUCCUUUUUGUUGCGCUUGUAGUAGUUGCUGUUCUUGUUACAGAGCCUCACUCUGUCUUGUCAUCUACGUCCACCGACGAAUUUUCUAUUAUCGAUUACGAUGCGUUUCUUUUUCACCAGGAUUACUCGCCGCCGGCCCCACCGCCACCGCCGCCUCAUCCACCUUCGGUUUCCUGCACCCGUGAUUUAGAUGGCGUUGGUUCGCUGGAUACUACAUGUCAGAUUGUCAACGAUUUGAACCUUACUCAUGAUGUUUAUAUAGCCGGGAAGGGGAAUUUUUAUAUCCUGCCUGGGGUGAAAUUUGAUUGUCCUAAACCGGGGUGUUCGAUUACUAUUAACAUUACUGGCAAUUUUACGUUGAGCAAUGAUUCGUCUAUAUUUACCGGGAGUUUUGAGUUGGCCGCCGGUAAUGCUAGCUUUCUCAAUGGGUCUGUGGUGAAUACGACGGCUUUAGCUGGGAAUCCGCCACCACAGACUAGUGGGACGCCACAAACUAUUGAUGGGGCAGGUGGGGGACAUGGAGGGAGGGGAGCAUGUUGUUUGACGGAUAAAACUAAGCUUCCUGAAGACGUUUGGGGAGGUGAUGCAUACUCAUGGGCGUCGCUGCAGAAGCCUAGCAGUUUUGGGAGCCGGGGUGGUUCAACGAGCAAGGAGGUGGACUAUGGUGGAAUGGGUGGCGGGAGGGUGAAGUUGGACGUCCACGACCUUCUAGUAAUUGAUGGGGCUGUUCUUGCCGAUGGGGGUGAUGGAGGGACAAAAGGUGGAGGUGGGUCGGGUGGCAGCAUCUAUAUCCUUGCUCACAAAAUGAUUGGUGACGGCAAGAUAAGUGCAUGUGGAGGUAAUGGAUACGGUGGAGGUGGUGGUGGAAGAAUCGCUGUUGAUGUUUUCAGCAGGCAUGAUGAUCCUCGAAUUUUUGUUCAUGGGGGACGUAGUUUGGCUUGCCCAGAAAAUUCUGGUGGUGCUGGAACUCUGUAUGAUGCUGUUCCUCGAAGCCUUACAAUUUCCAAUCAUAAUUUGACAACAGAUACGGACACACUUCUUUUGGAGUUUCCUAAUCAACCACUCAUGACAAAUGUUUAUGUUCGAAAUAAUGCCAGGGCUUCAGUUCCUUUGCUCUGGAGCCGUGUUCAGGUUCAAGGUCAGAUUAGUCUCUUAUCUGGUGGAGUUUUGUGUUUUGGGCUGGCACACUAUGCGUCAUCAGAGUUUGAGCUAUUGGCAGAAGAACUUCUAAUGAGCAACUCAGAAAUCAAGGUGUAUGGGGCACUACGCAUGUCAGUGAAAAUGUUUUUGAUGUGGAAUUCUAAAUUGCUUAUAGAUGGAGGUGGAGAUUCAGGCGUUGUGACAUCCUUGCUUGAGGCUAGUAACUUAAUUGUUCUUCGGGAAUCAUCUGUUAUACAUUCUAAUGCUAACCUGGGAGUCCAUGGACAAGGUUUAUUGAACUUGUCAGGUCCUGGAGAUUGGAUUGAAGCACAGCGUCUAGUUCUGUCUCUAUUCUAUAGUAUUCAUGUUGGUCCUGGAUCUAUUUUGCGAGGCCCUUUAGAUGAUGCAGCAAAAAAUACUGUGACUCCUAAGCUCUACUGUGAAGACCAAGAUUGCCCUAUUGAACUAUUCCAUCCACCAGAAGAUUGCAAUGUGAACUCAUCACUAUCUUUCACCCUCCAGAUCUGCAGAGUUGAAGAUAUCACCGUAGAGGGUCUUAUCAAAGGUUCGGUUGUUCAUUUCCACAGGGCAAGAUCUAUAAUCGUCCAGUCUUACGGAAUGAUCAGUGCAUCUGGGAUGGGCUGCACUGGAGGUGUGGGAAGAGGGCAUAUCGUAGGCAGUGGAAUAUACAGUGGUGGCGGGUAUGGUGGUAGAGGUGGGGAAGGUUGCUUCAAUAAUAACUGUGUUCCAGGUGGCAUCUCUUAUGGAGAAGCAGGUCUUCCCUGUGAGCUUGGUAGCGGGAGUGGAAAUGAUAGUUUAGCUAGUUUCUCUUCAGGUGGAGGCAUUAUAGUGAUGGGCUCAUUAGCGCAUCCAUUGUCAAGCUUAUCCAUUGAAGGCUUGGUGACAUCUGAUGGAGACAAUUUCAACGGAACUUCAGAAGUGAAGAAGUUAACUAAUAUGCAAGAUAAUAGUGCAGGUCCUGGGGGAGGGUCUGGUGGAACUAUCCUCCUGUUUCUUCGUACGCUGACUCUUGGUUCAUCUGCUGUUCUUUCAAGUGUUGGUGGAUAUAGUAUAGCAAAUGGAAGUGGUGGAGGUGGCGGAGGAAGGAUUCACUUUCAUUGGGCCGAUAUAGCUACAGGAGAUGUGUACCAGCCCAUUGCUAGUGUGAGAGGACACAUUGAUACGUGCGGAGGUACAGGUGGUGAACAGGGUGGUGGAGGUGAAAGUGGUACCGUGACUGGGAGAGCGUGCCCUAAAGGUCUCUACGGAACAUUUUGUGAGGAAUGUCCCGCCGGUACUUUCAAGAAUGUUAGUGGAUCUGAUAGAGCUCUUUGUCAACAAUGUCCUCCUGAUGAGCUUCCACACCGUGCCAUUUACGUAUCUGUUCGAGGUGGCAUUGCUGAAACUCCUUGCCCUUACAGAUGCAUUUCAGAUAGGUACCACAUGCCAAAAUGUUAUACUGCUCUUGAAGAGUUAAUUUAUACAUUUGGGGGUCCUUGGCUAUUUUGUGGUCUUCUACUUGGUCUCCUUGUUCUGCUGGCAUUGGUGCUUAGUGUUGCACGGAUGAAAUUUGUCGGGGUGGAUGAGCUACCUGGCCCUGUUCCAACUCAACAUGGAUCUCAAAUAGAUCAUUCCUUUCCUUUCUUGGAGUCAUUGAAUGAGGUCUUGGAAACAAAUAGAGCUGAGGAGUCUCAGAGCCAUGUGUAUAGAGUGUACUUUAUGGGUCCGAACACCUUUAGUGAACCCUGGCAUCUUUCACAUUCCCCUCCCGAACAACUGAAAGAGAUUGUAUACGAGAGUGCGUUUAAUACAUUUGUGAAUGAGAUCAAUGCUAUAGCAGCAUAUCAAUGGUGGGAGGGUGCAGUUUACAGCAUUCUUUCUGCCCUUGCAUAUCCUCUUGCAUGGUCAUGGCAGCAAUGGCGUCGAAGGCUGAAGCUGCAACGUCUCCGUGAAUUUGUUAGAUCAGAAUAUGAUCAUGCUUGCUUGCGAUCUUGCCGCUCUCGUGCUCUUUAUGAAGGCAUUAAGGUCGCAGCAACAUCCGAUCUAAUGCUUGCAUUUGUGGACUUCUUUCUGGGUGGAGACGAAAAAAGAACUGAUCUUCCUCCUCGUUUGAAUCAAAGAUUUCCACUGUCUUUACUCUUUGGAGGCGAUGGAAGUUACAUGGCUUCUUUUUCACUUCAUAACGACAACAUUCUUACAAGUCUCAUGAGUCAGGCUCUACCACCUACGACGUGGUACCGAAUGGUUGCUGGUCUUAACGCACAGUUACGGUUGGUUCGUCGUGGUCAGCUUAGAUCAACAUUUCUACCUGUUGUUAGAUGGCUGGAAAAUUUUGCAAAUCCUGCUUUGAGGAAUCAUGGCAUUCGUGUGGAUCUUGCAUGGUUUCAGGCUACAGCCUGUGGUUAUUGCCAGUAUGGUCUCCUCAUUUAUGCCGCUGAAGGAACCAGUCCUCCGCCCACAAGAAGUCAUGAAAAUGAACAAUAUGACCAAAGUUCAUGUGUAAAGAACAUUCCUAGAGAAAAUCAGUCUCUCCUUUCGAGGGAAGAAACACAUUUAAGCCAGAACCAUGUUUCCACUGAAGGCAGUGCAAAGCGAAAGAAGAGAUAUGGUGGCAUUUUAGAUGUCAGCAGCCUACAAAUGCUCGAGGAGAAGAGAGAUGUAUCUUGCCCUCUAUCUUAUGUGCUUCACAAUACUAAACCUGUUGGUCACCAGGAUCUUGUUGGUUUAGUCAUAUCAAUGCUACUUCUAGGGGAUUUCAGCUUGGUUUUGCUUACCCUGCUCCAGAUGUUCUCAUUCUCGUUGGCAGACGUUUUUCUAGUUCUAUUUAUUUUGCCUCUCGGCAUUCUCCUCCCAUUCCCUGCUGGAAUCAAUGCCUUAUUCAGCCAAGGACCUAGACGUUCUGCAGGGCUCGCUCGUGUCUACGCGUUGUGGAACCUCACAUCCUUGGUCAAUGUUUUGGUUGCAUUUCUCUGUGGGUAUGUUCACUCAAAAUCUCAAUCGUCCAAGCAUCCAAGCUUUCAGCCAUGGACUAUUAACAUGGAUGAAAGUGAAUGGUGGAUCUUCCCAGCGGGAUUGGUUGUUUGUAAAUUUCUCCAAUCCCGACUCGUUAAUUGGCACGUUGCGAAUCUGGAGAUCCAAGAUCGAUCCUUGUACAGUAACGAGUUCGAUAUGUUCUGGCAGUCCUGAUGAUUAUAUAAUUAUUUGCUCAUCUUGACAGAGACUCUAUUUUCUCUUACCUUGUCUUUUUUUCUGGGGGAGGGAAAGUUGUUCUUCACCACAUGGGUUUGCUCGUUGGCUGGCAGGCUUCAUCAUCAUCCCACACUCAAUUGACUCUUAGGGCAGAAGUAGAUAACAACCCAAAUCAUCUUAAAUNAAAAAAAAAAAAAAAAAAAAAAAAAAAAAAAAAAAAAAAAAAAAAAAGGAAGCAUUCUCCCAAUUGUAAUCAAAUCCUCUGUUUUAUUUCCCUAAAGACACCAUCUUCCUUUUCCUUUUCCUUUUCCUUUUCCUUUGUGUUGUUCACAGUGAUGUAUAUAUUUUGGGAUUUGUGUUAUUUCCCUUUGAAUCCCAACCUGUCUGGUAGAUUUAACAUCCUUUUUUACUGUAAUAAGCUCAGUGGCUAUGGCGGAGAACUGUCUGAAUUGUUAACACUAUGAGCAUUGAGUCUUUACUAAUCUAAUGGUUCUGAAAUUUGUGAUUUA
Cucurbita pepo subsp. pepo (vegetable marrow) is the source of this 5091-nucleotide messenger RNA. RefSeq lists its product as uncharacterized. NCBI's taxonomy places the organism in Eukaryota, Viridiplantae, Streptophyta, Magnoliopsida, Cucurbitales, Cucurbitaceae. The record is from RefSeq and is a predicted model, not a curated record.